This is a messenger RNA of Scatophagus argus, 2521 nucleotides long. RefSeq names its product RAB40c, member RAS oncogene family (gene rab40c). Gene Ontology annotation, cellular component: synaptic vesicle; plasma membrane; endosome. NCBI's taxonomy places the organism in Eukaryota, Metazoa, Chordata, Actinopteri, Scatophagidae. Gene Ontology annotation, biological process: intracellular signal transduction; protein localization to plasma membrane. The transcript is spliced from 7 exons. The coding region runs from base 827 to 1666 and encodes 279 amino acids. Gene Ontology annotation, molecular function: GTPase activity; GTP binding. The record is from RefSeq and is a predicted model, not a curated record.
AGCGUUAUGUCUGACAGUGUGAUGCGUGGCAUGACGCAUAACCAGUGUCUUUUAGAAAUGAUCGUCUCUGAUGGCUGCUUUGGUAACAUUAGCGUCAGUGAUAAUAGCUAAGCUAGCUGGCUAGCUCUCUGGCAGGACUAGCUUGUUGUCCCUUUGCUGACUUAGCCAGCAAGCUUCUCUUAACUGGGAACAAAAAGACAAGAGUUACACCGUACAGGUUUUUUGUGUGUUUGCUUAAUCGAAAAUAUAUCUCGACAGAGACAUCUGCUCAUAAAAUUUGCAAAGUGGUGACAGCCACCCAUCUUAUUAUAGUUACUGUUCCAGACAAUAAGCAUGUUUGCCUUCCCCAGGUAGAUUUUUGCCACCAAGUCUACAAGAGUCAUACCGUCCAGAUACGGCUUUAGUAAAUCUUUGAAUGUCUGUUCUCUUACUCUUUAAUAAAUGUUAAUCUGUCAUUAAGAUAGGGGGGAUUUGGCUCAUAGAGGAACAUUAGCCUCUGACUGUGGUUACACCUAUUUAUAACCUGUCAGCCGUACGUUUGAAACACAGGACCAGUUGUUUACCUUAGAUAAAGUUUUUCUCUCACUGAAUACCACAUGUAACCAAGCUUAUCUACAGCAAUAAGGAUGUUUUGCUUUUCAGAACCAGAUUUUUUGGCAUCCAUCUGGUUUUUCAAGUGAAACUUUGUUGUGAGACUUAAAAUUACCGACCAGGCAGAACAAGAACUUUACGCUGGUGGGCCCCCAUUCAACAAGUUCAUGGGAUAACAAACAUUGCCUUUGUCUCAGUCUCCCUCCGCUGCACCUGGGCUCAGAUGUGAAACACGAUGGGCAGCCAAGGCAGCCCAGUGAAAAGCUACGACUACCUGCUCAAGUUCCUCCUGGUCGGAGACAGCGAUGUGGGCAAAGGAGAGAUCCUGGACAGCCUGCAGGAUGGUUCGGCCGAGUCCCCGUAUGCUUACAGUAGUGGUAUCGACUAUAAAACCACCACCAUUCUUCUGGACGGGAGGAGAGUGAAGCUGGAGCUUUGGGACACGUCGGGACAGGGGAGGUUCUGCACCAUCUUUCGCUCUUAUUCCCGCGGGGCUCAGGGGAUCCUGCUCGUGUAUGACAUCACCAACCGGUGGUCCUUCGACGGGAUCGACAGGUGGAUCAGAGAGAUCGAUGAGCAUGCUCCUGGUGUGCCCCGAAUCCUCGUUGGUAACCGUCUGCAUCUGGCCUUCAAACGGCAGGUUCCCACUGAGCAGGCGAGGGCGUACGCCGAGAAGAACGGCAUGACCUUCUUCGAGGUGAGCCCUCUGUGCAACUUCAACGUCAUCGAGUCCUUCACAGAGCUGUCGCGCAUCGUGCUGAUGAGGCACGGCAUGGAGAAGUUCUGGAGGCCCAACAGAGUGUUCAGCCUGCAGGACCUCUGCUGCAGAGCCAUCGUGUCGUGCACUCCGGUCCACCUCAUCGACAAGCUCCCGCUGCCCGUCGCCAUCAAGUCUCACCUCAAGUCCUUCUCCAUGGCCAACGGCAUGAACGCCGUCAUGAUGCACGGACGCUCUUACUCGCUGGCCAACCCGGCCGGCGGCUCCAAAGGCAACAGCCUGAAGCGCUCCAAGUCCAUCCGUCCGCCGCAGAGCCCGCCGCAGAACUGCACCCGCAACAACUGUAAGAUCUCCUAAUUAACGGCGGGGAGGAGACGGAGGAUCUACGCCGUGGGGUCAGGAGACAGGACGCUGUUGGCUGGAGGAAAAGAGCGCAUCCCUGAACUGGGAUGAUGGAUAACGUAUGAAUGAGGACUCUAACGGGCUCUCAAGCUGUCAGAGAAGGACCACAGAUCUGAAUCUGAAUCUCACUACCAUGAACCGCUUUAUUCACUCCUGACUGCCGGAGUGUUGACUACGUGUACAGAAAUCUCUCACCAACUGUCUGCUCCACGUGAUGCUCGCCACCUGCUGUGUCUGCGCAUGGCAGAAGUCACCUCAAGAUCACGUCUUCACUUUCACGUCUCCUGUCUGUCGGGUUGUAAUUCCACCCUUUUCUGUUCACGCCUCAGUUUAUUUGCUAUCUUAAUGACCAAUAAGCUAACGACCGGGACACUAAUAAGCUGGCGGUUUGAACCUGAUCUCCAGAGUUGCUCGUGUGCCUUCAGCCUCAGAUUUCUUGGGUCAACAUAAACAAAGUGUGAGCAUCCACACACACAAGCUGUGUUUUCAAAGAGUGCAGCAGAUUUUCUGUAAGCACUAAAAACAACCGCGGAUAAGAAGGUGCACAGACGAGUUCCCGUGAAGCAGUCCACACGGCUGCCUGCUGUCACGGGGGAUUAAGUGAUGCUUGUUGCCAUGGAUACCACUAUUUAAGGCUUCUCUUCCUUUUGUGAUAUUUAUUUUUAACUUUGAUUUGGAAGAAGUUUAUUCAGCGAGGUAAAACUAAGCCAAAUGUAAACAGUGUGUUGAACGUUUCGGCCCAAGGGCUUCUGGGAGUUGUAGUCUGGAGAUGAGGCGGAGCAGGCACCCCAGAGUCACUCUCCUACUCCU